Molecule: messenger RNA, 1948 nt
Organism: Candoia aspera
Lineage: Eukaryota; Metazoa; Chordata; Lepidosauria; Squamata; Candoiidae
Gene: ANTXR1
Product: ANTXR cell adhesion molecule 1
Exons: 18
Coding region: 248-1948 (566 amino acids)
Cellular component (GO): plasma membrane; cell surface
Molecular function (GO): transmembrane signaling receptor activity
Source: RefSeq, a predicted model, not a curated record
CCGGAAGUUGCCAAGCGCAUCGCAGCCAGCUGCAGGGUUGGCUCAGCUGAGCUGGAAGCGAAAGGCAGAGGAUCCCAAAGUGAAAUCCGAAGCCACAGAACAGAACUCCGGACGGCCUUUCCCCCUUUCCAGAGUCAGGGUUCGAUAUCCUCGGCGGCGGCUGCACGGCCUUAAGACCGAGGCGCUUCGGAAGACGAGAGCGAAGCAGCCCAUCUUCCCUUCCCCCGUGGGCCGGCUGGACACAGGAAUGGCUCGCCCGCAGCAGAAACUUUUCCUCCGGAGUUUGCAGUGUCUCUUCCUGGCGGCCGUGAUGGUCACCUGUGAUGGGCAAGGUGGGAAGACAGGGGACGGGGGAGCCGCCUGCUACGGGGGCUUCGACUUGUACUUCAUUUUAGACAAAUCAGGAAGUGUCCUACACCACUGGAGUGAAAUCUACUACUUUGUGGAACAUCUGGCUCACAAAUUUAUAAGCCCCCAGCUGAGAAUGUCUUUCAUCGUUUUCUCCACUAGAGGCACAACCCUCAUGAGGCUGACAGAAGACAGGGAACAAAUCCGUCAAGGCUUAGAUGAGCUGCAGAAGGUCAUGCCCGGAGGAGACACGUACAUGCACGAAGGAUUUGAAAGGGCAAGCGAGCAAAUUUACCAUGAAAAUGUUCAAGGUUAUAGGACCGCCAGUGUCAUCAUUGCCCUGACAGAUGGAGAACUUCAUGAGGACCUUUUUUUCUAUGCAGAACGAGAGGCCAACCGGUCCCGUGAGCUGGGAGCGACGGUGUACUGCGUCGGGGUGAAAGAUUUCAAUGAAACUCAGUUGGCUCGAAUCGCUGACAGCAAGGAUCACGUCUUCCCCGUGAAUGAUGGCUUCGAAGCUCUCCAGGGAAUCAUAGACUCUAUUCUGAAGAAAUCUUGCAUUGAAAUCCUUGCUGCAAAACCUUCCAGUAUUUGUGCAGGCGAGUCCUUCCAAGUUGUGGUGACAGGAAAUGGCUUCAAACAUGCCCGUAAUGUGGAUCGAGUCCUCUGCAGCUUCAGAAUCAAUGAGACAGUCACACUCAAUGAGAAACCCUUUGUAGUGGAGGACACCUACUUGCUCUGCCCAGCACCUGUCUUACAAGAAGCUGGCAUGGAAGCUGCUCUCCAAGUGAGCAUGAACGACGGCCUGAGUUUCAUCUCUAGCUCCGUCAUCAUCUCCAGCACACACUGUUCUGACGGGACCAUUCUGGCAAUUGUCCUGCUGAUCCUUUUCAUUCUAUUGGCCCUGGCUCUUCUGUGGUGGUUCUGGCCACUUUGCUGCACUGUGAUUAUUAAAGAGCCACCGCCACCCCCAAUGGAAGACAGUGAGGAGGAAGAUGAUGAUGGGCUUCCCAAGAAGAAGUGGCCGACAGUAGAUGCUUCCUACUACGGUGGGCGCGGUGUAGGAGGCAUUAAGCGAAUGGAGGUUCGCUGGGGAGAAAAGGGAUCAACUGAAGAAGGGGCAAAGCUGGAGAAGGCCAAGAAUGCUCGAGUCAAGAUGCCAGAGCAAGAAUAUGAGUUCCCAGAGCCAAGGAGUCUUGGAAACAGCAUGCGCAGGUCCUCCUCGCCACAGAAGUGGUAUUCUCCUAUCAAGGGAAAGCUGGAUGCCCUCUGGGUUCUUCUGAGGAAAGGUUACGACCGGGUGUCUGUCAUGCGACCACAGCCAGGUGACAAGGGACGCUGCAUCACCUUCACCAGAGUGAAGACUUCCCAGGCGCCACCCAAGUACCCGCUCAACAACACGUACCACCCUUCACCCCCAUCCCCCACCCCUGUUUACCACCCUCCGCCCCCUGCCCCCAUCUACACCCCACCACCGCCAAGUUCCCCCACACCCCCCACCCCUUCCCCACCUUCCACGCUGCUUCCCCCCCCUCCUCAUGCUCCUCCCUCCAACCGGGCUCCACCCCCUUCCCGCCCCCCUCCCCGCCCUUCUGUCUAA